This is a messenger RNA of Leptidea sinapis, 2181 nucleotides long. Its product is annotated as synaptic vesicle glycoprotein 2C-like. Lineage: Eukaryota; Metazoa; Arthropoda; Insecta; Lepidoptera; Pieridae. Bases 1 to 1479 code for a protein of 492 amino acids. The transcript has 10 exons. Gene Ontology annotation, molecular function: transmembrane transporter activity. The record is from RefSeq and is a predicted model, not a curated record. Gene Ontology annotation, biological process: transmembrane transport.
AUGGAUUUUGAAGAUGUUAUGGAAAAAAUUGGAUUUGGCAAAUACAACAUAUGCCUGCUACUAACAUGUUGUUUGCUGAUAAUGGGGAUGUACAUCGACAUAUUUGGCGUCUCUGUGGUGCUCCCCUAUAUGACGUGUGAUUUGUCGCUCACUUCGUCGCAGCAAGGUCUUUUGUCUGCGAUUCCAUUAGUGGGUGUAAUGGUAUCGUCGUAUGGCUGGGGACUGUCUGCAGACAUUAUUGGACGUAAAAGAACACUCGUCAUUGCCACUCCGAUCAGCGUGGUAUUUAGUAUAGCUGCGAGUCUUGCCCCUAGUUUUAUUUCGUUUGCUGUUCUCAAGAUUCUUUCAGCUGGUUUCUCAUCCUCUGCCAAUGCCGCUGGGUUUGUUUUGGUGGGAGAAAGUGUGCCAGCGCGAUACAGGAGUAAAUGCACGUUCCUGACAGCAAGCUCAACACUUCUAGUAAACUUCAUUAUAAGUGGCUUGGCCCUACCAAUAUUUCAAAUGACAUUAAACGUGGAGUUGUUGCCAGCUAUAAAUUUACGCUACCGUCCCUGGAGGCUACUUUUGCAAAUUAUAACGCUGCCAGCCAUCAUUGGAUGUCUUGGUAUGUUUGCCAUAAAGGAAAGUCCAAAACUUCUCCUCAGCAAAGGCAAGGAACCAUCUGCUAUCGAAGUCUUACAGUCAAUGUAUGCUUCUAAUCAUGGAUCAAAAUGUCUCUCAGUAACAUCAAUUUCUCUAAGUGAGUCUUUAACAGCUGCAACGUCCAGCCGUGAUUGCUCAUACAUACAAACUAUUUGGAAUCAAACUGCCCCUUUAUUCAAGCCACCACUAUUAAAGAAUUCAGUCAUUCUUUACUAUAUUCUACUAUGUUCCUUUAUGACAUCAACUGGCUUUACAAUGUGGAUGCCCACUGUGAUCAAUGCCUACUUCAGUGGUGACAACAAUGACGGCAAGACGUUUUGCGCUGUUGCAAGCACUGCUGUCGUAUCUGCUAAUCAGACAGUUGAAUGCGACAAUAUCGUUCAGCCAAUGACACUGUACAUUACAAUGGUAAAUUCUGGUUUAACAACAAUUCUAAACAUAAUACUGACAUUCCUUGUCGGCCCUCUCGGGAAGAAAACAACUACAGUUCUCGUAUUAAUAGUAUCAAUAGCUGCUGGAAUACUAUUGCUUUUGGUGCGGCAACAGUUAAUAAGUAUUGGGUUGUUCUUCAUUUUUCUCUUUGUUGUUCUUGUCUUGGGCAAUAUUAAUAUCUAUUUGGUGGAACUUAAUCCAACACACCUGAGGGGUAUGGCGACAUCUCUGUCGGUUGUUGUGGCUCGUGGCUUCGGCUUCAUCAGUGUUCAGAUUAUUGGCUCCCUUCUGCAGAGCCAUUGCACCUCCAUGAUAACUGGCUAUAUCAUUCUUAUAACAAGUGGUCUUAUCGUGGCGUUCUUUCUUCCACAAGACAAAAAUAAGUCUCAAUUUGGUGUAUCAUAAUAAUGACGAUGCUUAGAAAUAUUCCAUGAGGACAGCGAAGCAAUGCAAAAUGUACCUACUCAAUUCACACAUUAAACUUAUAUAUAUUAAAUAACACAUAUAAAAAUUAAGGAGCUUAAAAAAAAUAAAAGGGUAAUUCCCUCUGCAUCUCAAAAAGAUUGUUAUGGACACCUGCAUUCUGCCAAUUCUCACAUGCAGCUAUCAAACGUGGACAUACAAUACAAAAAUAAAAACAAAACUAGCGACCUACCAGAAAGCGAUGGAAAGGAGUAUGUUGAAAAUCAGAAAAAUUUAAAAGAUUAGAAGUGACAGAAUCAAGAAAAGGACAAAACUGAUAGAUGAUCUUGAGUACGCUGUAACACAAAAGCGGUGCUGGGCAGGUCAUUCUUGGACAAAAGACGGACAGAAACGACAAUUUGGGAAGGACCAACUGGCAAAAGGAAAAGAGGCCGCCCAAGAAACAGAUGGAUAGAUGAAAUAUUAAAAAUGGCAGGAAAAGAAUGGAGAGGAAAAGCACGAAGAGGGAUACAUUGAGUAAGCUGGAGAAUGCCUAUACCCAAGGUGGGAUUCCAAUAACAUAACUUUUAUGUUAUACGUGUAGUCUUAAGAUAAUAUUAUGUAUUCGAAGAUUGUUGGAGUCAAUAAGAGGCUUAUUAUUAUUAUUAUAAUUUACACAUUUGACAUUGGACGGUAAUAAAUCAA